This is a messenger RNA of Andrographis paniculata, 4770 nucleotides long. Its product is annotated as enhancer of mRNA-decapping protein 4-like. Gene Ontology annotation, cellular component: P-body. Gene Ontology annotation, biological process: deadenylation-independent decapping of nuclear-transcribed mRNA. The record is from RefSeq and is a predicted model, not a curated record. The transcript is spliced from 12 exons. The coding region runs from base 367 to 4524 and encodes 1385 amino acids. NCBI's taxonomy places the organism in Eukaryota, Viridiplantae, Streptophyta, Magnoliopsida, Lamiales, Acanthaceae. Gene Ontology annotation, molecular function: protein binding.
AAUGGACACAAUAGAACACGCCAUGAUGCUCACGUUGCCUCCAUAUUAUUAUAAUCCAUGGAUCCAUUCAUCAUCGUCUUCCUAUAGUUUAUUCACUUGCCUGCUGAGACUUCGGUUUCAGUCUCCUCAUAGUCUUGUUUCGCUCGUUCCAUUCUCUCCCCCGCUGCUGCCUCCAUCUCCGAUCUUCAUUGAAAUCUCUCAUUUAAUCUAUGCAUCGGGAUUGGAGUCGGAAUCGUAUGCCAGUGCAAGCCGGAAAGAAGCUCGAAAUCGGCCGGAAACGCCGCCAGAUCUUCUCCGGUUGAUUGUCGGGCCUGGGGACUCUGCGCCGAUUGUCGCUGAUUGGGGGAAUUGACAGCGCUGGUGGAUAUGGCGACGCCUGGGAAUCCGGAUCCUCCCCUCGAUAUGGUUAAUUUAUUCAAACCUUCUAGUGUGCCACCACCGGCGACCUCCACGCCGGCGUCUAACCCCAACCAUCUCGGAUUCACAGGUAAUGUUGGGAGCGGUAAUAUUAGCCCUAAUUUGGUAUCUUCGCCGUUCCCGCCUCUUUCAGCCUCCUCUUAUCCUCCGCCAACCGGCGGGGCCGGCGGUCCCUACUCCUAUCCGCCCCAAACAUCAUCUCCCUUCCAUUACCACCACCCGUACACUCCUUUCGUCAAUCCGUCGCCGCCACCUCCACCUCCGGAAUUGGUUAAUGUGCACCCUCAGAGGUCCCUGUCAUAUCCUACUCCACCGGUCCAACCUCAAUUGCAAAUAGCUUCUUCACAGCACCAGCGUUUGUCUGCUCCUGAAAACCCUAAUAAGUCUGGUGCUCGUUUAAUGGCUCUUCUGAGUGCUCCAUCAUCAACGCUGGAGUCUGUGAUGCGGAUGCCAAGUAGUAAACUUCCUAAGGGACGUCAUCUGACUGGGGAUCAUAUUGUUUAUGAUAUAGAUGUUAGAUUACCUGGUGAGGUGCAGCCUCAGCUCGAGGUUACACCUAUUACAAAAUAUGGCUCUGAUCCCGAACUUCUGGUGGGUAGACAAAUUGCUGUGAAUAAGACUUAUAUAUGUUAUGGGCUCAAGUUGGGGACUAUUCGGGUGCUCAAUAUAAACACUGCAUCGAGGGAAUUGCUCAAGGGUCUUUCGGAGAGGGUCACCGACAUGGCUUUCUUUGCUGAGGAUGUUCACCUUCUGGCUAGUGUCAGUAUGGAUGGUCGGGUUUAUGUUUGGAGGAUUACUGAAGUUUUGGAUAAAGAAGACAAUCCCCAAAUUUCUGGAGGGAUUGUUAUGGCCAUUCAAAUCACUGGGGAGGGGGGACCUCUCCAUCCUAAAGUUUGUUGGCAUUGCCAUAAACAAGAAGUUCUGGUGGUCGGAAUUGGGAAAUAUAUUUUGAAGAUUGACACCACAAAAGUUGGAAAAAAUGUAAAAUUCUCAGCAGAUGAACCCCUCAAAUGUUCAAUUGAAAAGUUGAUUGAUGGGAUACAACUUGUUGGCAGCCAUGAUGGAGAUGUAACUGAUCUGUCUAUGUGCCAAUGGAUGACCACCCGCCUAGCAUCUGCUUCUGUGGAUGGAAUGAUAAAAAUUUGGGAGGAUCGGAACAGAUCACCUAUUGCUGUUCUUCGUCCUUAUGAUAACCAAGCUGUUAGCUCUGUCUGUUUUGUGGCAUCACCCCAUCGACCUGAUCAUAUCAUACUUAUCACUGGGGGUCCACUGAAUCGUGAAAUGAAAAUAUGGGUAUCAGCAAGUGAAGAAGGCUGGUUGCUUCCUAGUGAUGCAGAAUCAUGGCAUUGCACUCAGACAUUGGAAUUGAAAAGUUCUGAGUCUCAUGUGGCAGAAGCUUUCUUCAAUCAAGUAGUAGCCUUGUCACAAGCUGGACUUCUUUUAUUGGCUAAUGCCCAGAGGAAUGCAAUAUAUGCAGUGCACUUGCAAUAUGGUCCAAACCCAGCCGCAACCCGCAUGGAUUAUAUAGCAGAGUUUACUGUCACGAUGCCAAUACUAAGUUUUACGGGAACAAGUGAAUUUUUGCCACAUGGUGAUCAAAUAGUUCAGGUAUAUUGUGUCCAGACACAGGCUAUUCAGCAGUAUGCCUUAGACUUAUCUCUGUGUCUGCCAUCGCCUUUGGAGAAUGUGGUCCGGGAGAAGUCAGACUCUAGUGUUUCACGAGAUACUGAAGGACCGAGCAGUUUUGAGCCUUCUGGCAGUCAGCAAUCAGAGAUAUUGAUAUCUAGUUCAGCCCACAAGGUAUCCAGACAGGAAAGUGGAGUGGAGAAUCCCCCUACAUUGAGAUAUCCUGUUACCCUUUCUUUGUCCGAGUCACCAAUGCUUCAGGAGCUUGCAUCCUCAAUUAUCGAAACCAGAUCAAAUCAUCUGUCCAGAAUUACAAAUAUUAGCGAUAUAUCAGCUCCACCACCUUUGAGCCCUCGAUCGUCCAGAACACACUCUGGUCUUCGAAGCUUGUCAGGCAUCUCUGGCCCUUCAGUAAAUAACCAUUACUCUGAACAGAAAAUCACCGAGUAUUCUGUUGAGAGGCAAAUGGCUUCUCCUCGUACAAACUUAUCUAAUGUUACUUCAUUGGAUGGUGAUUCCAGAAAUGAUGAUAACCUACUUUCCACUGACAAUAUUUCUAUGGCGCUCAAUCACCCAAUUCAAUUUAAACAUCCUACACAUUUGGUGACUCCUUCUGAGAUAUUGAUGAGCAGAUCAUCAUCUGUAGUCAACCAAGCAAACACACCCCAAAAUGACAGCGAAUUAACUUUCCAAGAUGUGGGAAUAAGCAAUGAUGAGGUCGAUGUUAAAGUUGUGGGUGAAUCACGAUAUAAUGAAACUGAUGGCUUUGGAUCUGAAAGAGAUAUUCAGACCUUUAUGUCAGUGAAUAAAGAAAAUUCCUUCUGCUCUCAAACUUCUGAUCUUGGAAUGGAAAUGGCUCAAGAAAGUCAUGGCACAUCUUCUGUAUCAUAUGUCAUGGAGGAGACUAGGCAGUUUAGCAGGACCAGUGGAAUGGAAACAGGAUUUCAACCUUCAUCUAUAGUAGAAAGGGUACUUGACUUUGCUAAGGAUAUUAAUCAGAAGGCUUCCGAUUCCUCAACACGUAAGGAAAUUCCACAGCCAGGAGGAGAUAUAGAAGUUAAAAAACAGAAGGGAAAGAGUGCUCAAGGAUCUGGCCUGUCCUCACCAUCACCUAGUGCUUUCAAGCCAACCAAUUCUUAUGGUCGACCAAUUGUAUCCUCCAGUAAUGUUCCAGUAGAUUCUGCAGUUUCUCCAAAUUUUUCCAUGCAAGACAUGCUGAAUCAGCUUAUUAUAACGCAAAAAGAAAUGGAGAGGCAGAUGGCUAUGAUGGCUGCUGUUCCAGUCACCAACGAAAUCCAAAGACUUGAGGCUGCCUUGGGAAAGAGCAUGGAGAAUGCUGUCAAAGCCAAUUUUGAUGCUCUGUGGGUUCGUAUUCAAGAAGAGAAUGCAAAACAGGAAAAGGAAGCAUUGGAGCAGAUGCAGCAACUUACAAACAUGGUGCACAACCUCUUUAACAAAGAUUUACCGGCUCUAAUGGAGAAAAUUGUCAAGAGAGAAAUUAAUACACUUGGGCAAUCAGUGGCACGAAUAAUAACUCCAGCUAUUGAAAAAGCAAUAUCCACCAGUAUCACAGAGACCUUCCAGAAAGGGAUUGGAGAUAAAGUUGUGAAUCAAUUGGAUAAAUCGGUCAGCUCCAAACUCGAAGCCACUGUUGCUAGGCAUAUCCAAGCUCAAUUUCAGACUUGUGGAAAGCAAGCCCUUCAGGAGACCUUGAAAUUUGGCUUAGAAGCUUCCGUGAUCCCUGCAUUUGAGAUGUCAUGCAGAACCAUGUUUGAGCAGAUUGACGCUGCCUUUCAGAAAGGAAUGCUCAACCAUACAGCAGCAGCUCAACAACAAUUCGAGGCAUCACAUACACCAUUGGCCCUUGCACUUGGGGACGCCAUAAAGUCUGCUUCAUCAAUGGCUCAAACUUUAAGUGGUGAAUUGCGAGACGGCCAAAGAAACUUGUUAGCACUUGCUGCUUCUGCAUCAAAUCUCAAUGCGCAGCCAAAUUCAUUAAUAAAUCAACUGAGCAAUGGACCUUUAGGUGGCCUUCAUGAGAUUAAGCUCGAGGUACCUCUUGACCCAACAAAGGAGCUAUCCAGAUUGAUAGCCGAGCACAAAUUCGAGGAAGCCUUUAUUGCUGCCCUGCAAAGAAGUGAUGUUGCAAUCGUGUCAUGGUUGUGUUCUCAGGUUGACUUGCCCCGGAUUCUGUCGAUGAAUCCUCUCCCUUUGAGUCAAGGGGUGCUACUAUCUCUUCUACAGCAGCUCGCUUGUGAUAUCGGCAAAGACACCCCUCAGAAACUAUCAUUGAUGAGGGAGGUUCUAUCCGUCCUCAAUACUUCUGACCCUGUCAUUGUAGUGCAUGUUCACCCAAUAUUCGAACAAGUGUAUCGAAUACUUAGUCACCAUCGCAACCUUCAGGCCACAAGCAGCGCCGAGGCGUCCCAUAUCCGGUUGAUCAUGCACGUGAUCAAUUCCAUGCUUAUGAGCCCCAAAUGAUCUUCUUACCCUUGGGAAUAAUAGUGAGACAUGGAAAAGAAAUGCCAUUGCCUCCUACAUAGGGCUAGAAGAAUUGCACAAAUUUUUUGGAUAUUUUUUGGCAAGUUGAGAGAAAUACUAUGCAAUUUUGUAUGGAUGGGUUGGAACGUUUUUGACAUUUCUAUGUUUUGAUUUAUAUUUACAGGGUCAGUGUCAGCAGCUGUGCACAACUCAUAUUUUAAAUUAUUAUCCAUUAUUAUUAUUAAA